Messenger RNA from Trypanosoma cruzi, 1062 nucleotides. RefSeq lists its product as uncharacterized. The record is from RefSeq and is a predicted model, not a curated record. Lineage: Eukaryota; Euglenozoa; Kinetoplastea; Trypanosomatida; Trypanosomatidae. The transcript has a single exon. Bases 1 to 1062 code for a protein of 353 amino acids.
AUGAUGCCACAGGAGGCUUCACAGCAUACAGCCGCGCAUUUCCAUCCGUAUGGUCGUGAGAUGGAGAAUGACUUUAAAUUGUUGGCAAUGAACGCCACUGCUUUUGUUCCAGGCAGUGUCGAACGGCUUCGUGCAUCUUGUUGGAUGUCAGAUGGUGAGCGUUUCGUGGAUGUGGUUGAUACCGCAAAUAUCACGCCAAUUUUACAUCCGUGGUGGCGACGUCAGGUGGAUGGCCCCAUACCGUCUUCUGUCUUUUAUUCUUCGGUACGGGCGGCACCUUUGGCGUUUCCACGUGCUGCACAAACUUCUUCUCUUCUUUAUAGUGCAGAUGGUGCUGUUGGUGAUGCAGACAGACAUGAAUAUCACCAUCGUGACAAUACUGCACUGCAGCGGUUUUGGACGACCCAAGAAAACGCCACCGGCGGGAAUGUUCAAAGAGCACCGGAGACUCAGCAGCUCGCCACGGCGUGGUACCAGUUGAAUUACGGCAUACCGGUAUCGUCAGGAGUUUUGGAGCAGCCGUAUAAUAUCAUUGAGGGGGCAGACGCGCCUUUGGCUGUGCCGGUUGCGAGGCCCUUGCCGGAGAGGGCGACUGCUCCUGCCGUGUCCAUGCGUGAUGCGGAUCUUGUGGUCGACAGCCCUGCGCCGCUGGAGGACACGAGUGGCGGGAUUCGCGAGGAGCUGCUGGCGUUGUGCCGACGUUUAGAUGCGGUAGAAGCCGCGUGCUGCCUUCACUCAUCCAGAAGCGCCAGGCGGGGAGCAGAGGUGACACCAAUACCACCGCAACUGUCAUCGGUGGAAGAAGCCGCUGCGCCGGUGGCACCCGUAACGGUUUCUCCUUUGGCCUCUCCAUCACCGCCACGUUUGCGUGAAUCGUCCUCUGGUGUCACAUUGGAGCGCCUUAUGAAUGCUGUGCGCCGAGCCCGCGAGCGGGCGAAGGAACAGGAACAGCACCGGCAGCUGGGCUCGAUGUCGUCUGCUUUGCUCAAUGCAGAUGCGUCAUUUUCUGCAUUGAAGACAACCGAAGACGGCACACCAGAGAAAGGGUCACAGAGGACGUAG